This is a messenger RNA of Closterium sp. NIES-65, 3327 nucleotides long. Lineage: Eukaryota; Viridiplantae; Streptophyta; Zygnematophyceae; Desmidiales; Closteriaceae. The record is from the annotation of a GenBank genome assembly.
AUGUACGUGGACGUGGACGUGGACGUGGACAUGGACGUCGACGUGGACGUGGACGUGAAAGUGGAUGUGGACCUGGACGUGGACGUGGACGUGGACGUGGACGUGGACGUGGACAUGGUCGUGGACGUGGUAGUGGACGUGGACGUGGACGUGGACGUGGACAUGGAGGUGGACAUGGACAUGGACGUAGACAUGGACGUGGAUAUGGACAUGGACAUGGACAUGGACGUGGACGUGGACAUGGACAUGGACGUGGACGUGGACGUGGACAUGGACGUGGACGUGGACGUGGACUUGGACGUGGACGUGGACGUAGACCUGGACGUGGACGUGGACGUGGACAAGGACGUGGACGUGGACGUGGUCGUGGACGUGGACGUGGACGUGGACGUGGUCGUGGACGUGGUCGUGGACGUGGACGUGGACGUGGACGUGGACGUGGACGUGGACGUGGACUUGGACGUGGACGUGGACGUGGACGUGGACGUGGACAUGGACGUGAACGUGGACGUGGACGUGGACGUGGACGUGGACGUGGACGUGGACGUGGACGUGGACAUGGACGUGGACGUGGACGUGGACGUGGACGUGGACAUGGACGUGGUCGUAGACGUGGUCGUAGACGUGGACGUGAACAUGGUUGUGGACGUGGACGUGGACGUGGACGUGGACGUGGAUGUGGACCUGGACGUGGACGUGGACGUGGACGUGGACGUGGACAUGGACGUGGACGUGGACGUGGACAUGGACGUGGACGUGGACGUGGACGUGGACGUGGACGUGGACGUGGACGUGGACGUGGACGUGGACAUGGACGUGGACGUGGACAUGGACGCGGACGUGGACGUGGACGUGGACAUGGACAUGGACGUGGACGUGGACGUGGACGUGGACGUGGACGUGGACAUGGACGUGGACGUGGACAUGGACGUGGACGUGGACGUGGACGUGGACAUGGACGUGGACGUGGACGUGGACGUGGAAGUGGACAUGGACGAGGACAUGGUUGUGGACGUGGACGUGGACGUGGACGAGGACAUGGUUGUGGACGUGGACGUGGACGUCGACAUGGACGUGGACGUGGACGUGGACGUGGACGUGGACAUGGACGUGGACGUGGAGGUGGACGUGGAGGUGGACGUAGACGUGGACGAGGACAUGGACGUGGACGUGGACGUGGACGUGGACGUGGACAUGGUCGUGGACGUGGACGUGGACGUGGACGUGGACGUGCACAUGGACGUGGACGUGGACGUGGACGUGGACGUGGACGUGGACGUGGACGUGGACGUGGACAUGGACGUGGACGUGGACAUGGACGUGGACGUGGACGUGGACGUGGACAUGGACAUGGACGUGGACAUGGACGUGGACGUGGACGUGGACGUGGACGUGGACAUGGACGUGGACGUGGACGUGGACGUGGACAUGGACGUGGACGUGGACGUGGUCGUAGACGUGGACGUGGACAUGGUCGUGGACGUGGACGUGAACGUGGAGGUGGACGUGGACGUGGACGUGGAGGACUUGGACGUGCACAUGGACGUGGACGUGGACGUGGACGUGGACGUGGACAUGGACGUGGACGUGGACGUGGACGUGGACGUGGACUUGGACGUGGACGUGGACGUGGACGUGGACGUGGACGUCGACGUGGACAUGGACGUGGACGUGGACGUGGACGUGGACUUGGACGUGGACGUGGACAUGGACGUGGACGUCGACGUGGACAUGGACAUGGACGUAGACAUGGACGUGGAUAUGGACAUGGACGUGGACAUGGACGUGGACGUGGACGUGGACAUGGACAUGGACGUGGACGUGGAGGUGGACAUGGACGUGGACGUGGACAUGGACUUGGACGUGGACGUGGACGUGGACAUGGACGUGGACGUGGACGUGGACAUGGACAUGGACGUGGACGUGGACGUGGACGUGGACGUGGACGUGGACAUGGACGUGGACGUGGACGUGGACGUGGAGGUGGACGUGGACAUGGACGUGGAGGUGGACGUGGUCGUAGACGUGGACGUGAACAUGGUUGUGCACAUGGACGUGAACGUGGACGUGGACGUGGACGUGGACGUGGACGUGGACGUGGAGGACUUGGACGUGGACAUGGACGUGGACGUGGACGUGGACGUGGACAUGGACGUGGACGUGGACGUGGACGUGGACGUGGACGUGGACUUGGACGUGGACGUGGACGUGGACGUGGACGUGGACGUGGACAUGGACGUGGACGUGGACGUGGACGUGGACUUGGACGUGGACGUGGACAUGGACGUGGACGUGGACGUGGACAUGGACAUGAACGUAGACAUGGACGUGGAUAUGGACAUGGACGUGGACGUGGACGUGGACAUGGACGUGGACGUGGACAUGGACAUGGACGUGGACGUGGACGUGGAUUUGGACGCGGAUGUGGACAUGGAUUUGGACGUGGACGUGGACGUGGACGUGGACGUGGACGUGGAGGUGGACGUGGAUGUGGACGUGGAGGUGGACGUGGACGUGGACGUGGACGUGGAGGUGGACGUGGACGUGGACGUGGACGUGGACGUGGUCGUGGACGUGGACGUGGACGUGGACGUGGACCUGGACGUGGACGUGGACGUGGACGUGGACGUGGACGUGGACAUGGACGUGGACGUGGACGUGGACGUGGACGUAGACGUGGACAUGGACGUGGACGUGGACGUGGACGUGGACAUGGACGUGGACAUGGACGUGGACGUGGACAUGGACGUGGACGUGGACGUGGACGUGGACAUGGACGUGGACGUGGACGUGGACAUGGACAUGGACGUGGACGUGGACGUGGACGUGGACAUGGACGUGGACGUGGACGUGGAUGUGGACGUGGACGUGAACGUGGACGUGGACAUGGACGUGGACAUGGACGUGGACGUGAACGUGGACGUGGACGUGGACGUGGACGUGGACGUGGACACGGAGGUGGACGUGGACAUGGACGUAAACAUGGACAUGGACGUGGACAUGGACGUGGACGUGGACGUGGACGUGGACGUGGACGCGGACGUGGACAUGGACGGGGACGUGGACGUGGACAUGGACGUGGACGUGGACAUGGACGUGGACGUGGUCGUGGACGUGGACGUGGACGUGGUCGUGGACGUGGACGUGGUCGUGGACGUGGACGUGGACGUGGACGUGGUCGUGGACGUGGACGUGGACGUGGACGUGGACGUGGACAUGGACGUAGACAUGGACGUGGACGUGGACGUGGACGUGGACAUGGACAUGGACGUGGAUGUGGACAUGGACUUGGACGUGGACGUGGACGUGGACGUGGCAUGGACGUGA